Messenger RNA from Propithecus coquereli (Coquerel's sifaka), 2188 nucleotides. It is a transcript of the gene CNGA3, whose product is annotated as cyclic nucleotide gated channel alpha 3. Bases 69 to 2099 code for a protein of 676 amino acids. Gene Ontology annotation, cellular component: plasma membrane; intracellular cyclic nucleotide activated cation channel complex. The transcript has 8 exons. Gene Ontology annotation, molecular function: protein-containing complex binding; intracellularly cAMP-activated cation channel activity; cGMP binding. Gene Ontology annotation, biological process: monoatomic cation transmembrane transport. Lineage: Eukaryota; Metazoa; Chordata; Mammalia; Primates; Indriidae. The record is from RefSeq and is a predicted model, not a curated record.
GGCGCGCAGCGGAGAAACCAAACUUUGGCGGGCAAUCAUCUUGGAGGCUAAAUGUGACAACCAAGAAGAUGGCCAAGAUCAACACCGAAUACUCCCACUCCUCCCUGACCUGCCCUGCAGUAAAGACCUCGGACAGAGAUCUUGAUCGCGCUGAAAAUGGCCUCAGCAGGGCCCACUCGCCGCUGGAAGAAGCAUCGUCAGCCCUGCAGCCAGGGAUCGCCAUGGACGCCAGAGGACUGGCUGCGGCCCGCCAAAGCCCCUUCGCCGGCCAGGGGCCCGCCAGGUUGUCGCGCCUCAUCGUCUCACUGCGCGCGUGGGCCGCCAGGCACUUACACCAUGAGGACCAGAGACCUGACUCUUUUCUGGAGCGUUUCCGCGGAGCUGAGCUCAAGGAGGUGUCCAGCCGAGAAAGCAAUGCCCAGGCAAGCAUGGGCAGCCUGGAGCCACCAGACAGAGGGAGAGGGAAAAAGAGGAAGAAGAAGGACCCGGUCGUGGUGGACCCCUCCAGCAACGUGUACUACCGCUGGCUGACUGUCAUCGCCCUGCCCGUCUUCUACAACUGGUGUCUGCUCGUGUGCAGGGCCUGCUUUGAUGAGCUUCAGUCUGAGUACCUGGUGCUGUGGCUGGUCCUGGACUACUCCGCCGAUGUCAUCUAUGGCUUGGAUGUGCUGGUACGAGCCCGGACAGGUUUCCUUGAGCAAGGCUUAGUGGUCAGGGAUGUUGAGAGGCUGUGGAAGCAUUACACAAAGACCUUGCACUUCAAGUUGGACGUGUUGUCCCUGGUCCCCACGGACCUGGCUUACUUAAAGCUGGGCAUGAACUACCCAGAACUGAGGUUCAACCGCCUACUGAAAAUUUCCCGGCUCUUCGAAUUCUUUGACCGCACAGAGACAAGGACCAACUACCCCAAUGUGUUCAGGAUUGGGAACUUGGUCCUGUACAUCCUCAUCAUCAUCCACUGGAAUGCUUGCAUCUACUUUGCCAUUUCCAAGUUUAUUGGUUUCGGGACAGACUCCUGGGUCUACCCAAACAUCUCAAUCCCAGAGUAUGGGCGCCUCUCCAGGAAGUAUAUUUACAGUCUCUAUUGGUCCACCUUGACCCUGACCACCAUCGGUGAGACCCCACCUCCCGUGAAAGAUGAGGAGUAUCUCUUUGUGGUCAUAGACUUCUUGGUGGGCGUUCUGAUUUUUGCCACCAUUGUGGGCAAUGUGGGCUCCAUGAUCUCGAACAUGAAUGCUUCACGGGCAGAGUUCCAGGCCAAGAUUGACUCCAUCAAGCAGUACAUGCAGUUCCGCAAGGUGACCAAGGACUUGGAGACACGGGUUAUCCGGUGGUUUGACUACCUGUGGGCCAACAGGAAAACAGUGGAUGAGAAGGAGGUGCUCAAGAGCCUCCCAGACAAGCUGAAGGCUGAGAUCGCCAUCAACGUGCACCUGGACACUCUGAAGAAGGUUCGCAUCUUCCAGGACUGUGAGGCGGGGCUGCUGGUGGAGCUGGUGCUGAAGCUGCGGCCCACUGUGUUCAGCCCUGGGGAUUAUAUCUGCAAGAAGGGGGACAUUGGGAAGGAGAUGUAUAUCAUCAAGGAGGGCAAGCUGGCUGUGGUGGCUGAUGAUGGGAUCACUCAGUUCGUGGUCCUCAGUGAUGGCAGUUACUUUGGGGAAAUCAGCAUCUUAAACAUCAAAGGGAGCAAGUCAGGGAACCGCAGGACGGCCAACAUCAGGAGCAUUGGCUACUCGGAUCUCUUCUGCCUUUCAAAGGAUGACCUGAUGGAGGCCCUCACCGAAUACCCUGAAGCCAAGAAGGCCCUGGAGGAGAAGGGACGGCAGAUCCUGAUGAAGGACAACCUGAUCGAUGAGGAGGUAGCCAAGGCUGGGGCAGACCCCAAAGACAUCGAGGAGAAGGUGGAGCAUCUGGAGUCCUCCCUGGACACCCUGCAGACUAGGUUUGCGCGGCUCCUGGCUGAGUACAACGCCACCCAGAUGAAGGUGAAGCAGCGUCUGAGCCAACUGGAGAGCCAGGUGAAGAACUGCAGGAGCGGCCUCCUGUCUGACGGGGAGGCUCCUGCGGAGGCGGCAAAAACAGAGGACAAACAGCAGUGAAAAUGCAGCGUCUGUCUCCUGCUUCACAGGCUCAGCUGUCAGUAUGAUGCUAUGUGGCCACCGCUGGGUGCCAUGGAAAUUGGCCAGGG